Cottoperca gobio is the source of this 2447-nucleotide messenger RNA. RefSeq names its product lethal(3)malignant brain tumor-like protein 2. Gene Ontology annotation, molecular function: chromatin binding. Gene Ontology annotation, biological process: negative regulation of DNA-templated transcription. The record is from RefSeq and is a predicted model, not a curated record. Gene Ontology annotation, cellular component: nucleus. NCBI's taxonomy places the organism in Eukaryota, Metazoa, Chordata, Actinopteri, Perciformes, Bovichtidae.
AUGGUGGCAGUAGUUCACAUAAAUCUGUCCACCGACCGCCGGAGAAAAAGAACCUCGGGGGUCACUCAGCUGGGAAAGCCCCCGUCAAAAAAAGCCACAGUGCUCAACAAGGUGAACAAAGCUCCUCCAGCCCCAAUAGUACUGGAUGCAUCGGCUGCAGGUUUUGAAUGGGGCGCCUACUUGGAGAAGGAAAGCGCUCUGGCUGCAUCGGUGUCCUGCUUCAGACAUGCGCCCCUGUGUGCCCAGUGGGACGACAUCUUAAUGGGGAUGAAAGUGGAGGUCCUGAACACAAACGCAGUCCUGCCCAGUAAAGUCUACUGGAUCGCAAGUGUCAUCCAGAUUGCAGGAUACAAAGCUCUGUUGAGGUACGAAGGCUUUGAACACGACAGCAGCCGAGAUUUUUGGUGCAGCCUCGUCUCGGGGGAGCUGAACCCGAUUGGAUGUUGCGCCAUGACGAGCAAGCUGCUGGUGCCACCGCAAGAUGUGAAGCAGAACAUCCCAGAUUGGAAAGAAUACCUGAUGAAAAAGCUGGUGGGGGCCAACACCCUCCCUGUUGACUUCUACCUGAAGUUGGCGGAGAGCAUGCGGACCUCGUUCAGAAUCGGCAUGCGCGUGGAGGUCGUGGACCCCAAACACGUGAGUCAGACCCGCAUGGCCGCCAUCGACUCGAUCGUCGGUGGCCGCCUGCGGCUGGUGUACGAAGACCAAAGCGACGCCGCCGUCAACACCAUCUCUGAUUUCUGGUGCCACAUGUGGAGUCCCCUCCUGCACCAGAUCGGCUGGUCCACCAAAGUGGGUCACGCCAUCAAAGCACCUGCAAACAGUGGAGGGACCGCUGCCAAGGUCUGGAGGGGGAACUAUGACAGUUCGUUCCUGCUCUUUAAAAAGCCCAGGUUCGUUUACAUGGAGGGGGGUUUCUUUGAGGAAGGAAUGAAGCUGGAGGCCAUCGACCCUCUUAACCUCGGGAGCAUCUGUGUGGCCGCGGUACACAAGGUGCUGUUAGAUGGAUACCUGAUGGUGGGAAUCGAUGGCGCCGUAUCCAACAACGGCUCCGACUGGUUCUGUUACCACGCCUCGUCCCAUGCCAUCCUUCCCGUGGACUUCUGUAAGAAGAACAACAUCGCUCUCACCGUACCUCAAGGUUACGACUCUCAAACCUUCACCUGGGACAAAUACCUGAAGGACACCGAAGCUAAAGCUGCACCGACACGCCUGUUAAACACCGACUUCUCGGGUCACGGCUUCUCCCCCAACGUGAAGCUGGAGGCGGUGGACUUGAUGGAGCCGGGCCUGGUGUGCGUGGCCACCGUGAAGCGCUGCGUGGGCCGCCUGCUGCUCAUCCACUUCGACGGCUGGGAGGAUGAUUUUGACCAGUGGAUCGACCACCAGUCCCCGGACAUCUACCCCGCCGGCUGGUGCGACCUCAUGGGCUACCAGCUGCAGCCGCCUCCAGGACUCGUCAAUUUAAUGGAAAACCAGACGGGACAGAGCAAGAAAUACAAAACCCUUGCGCAUCGGAAAAGAAAAAAGAAGCCUGGAAAGAAGAGGCUCUCUCAGGAUCAAGCUGAAGAAGAUGCUGGUCAGCAGGCGGAGGUCACUGACGCUCCUUCAGGGCCGGAGGACCUCAGCCUUCCUCCAAGAGUGCCUCUCAUCCAGCCCAAACCUGAGCCCGAGGAGCAGGAGAUCUUUGCAGUGCAGGUGAAAGUGGAGGAGGUGGAGAUGGAGAUGGAGACGCCCACUGAUCCUCCACCAGUCCCUCUGGGUGUCUUUACACGGGAGGAGGGCGGAGAGAAGAGUAAGUCCGGACUACAAAGGCACCACAGCUUGGAAAGAGCAGCUCAUGCAAAGACGGAGCGGAGUGAAACUACAGCAGGAAGAAGUGAAGAGUGUGAGGAGGGAGCCACUGAGGAGACGGUGCCGUGCCCGAGGUUUCAGAGAGCAGGACACGAGAGGAGAGGCUGCAGGGAUGGAGGCGUCUAAAGACUGAAGAGGAAAAGGUGGAUGAACAGAGAGACAAUGGAUUUUGUUUAAAUGUGCGCUAUAUUUAGAACAUUUCCCUGCGUCACCCUAAAGCAGUCAUCUUUGCUCUCUUCAAAACCACCAGACUCCAUUGACAAAAACACUCAUUUUAGCUCACAGAGCUAGUUAGUGCUGCUGGUUAGUUUGUGUUAUUGUCACUUUAAAACCCAAAGGUCACACAAACUAACGAGAGCAGGAAUGGCGGACUCCGCCGCUACCAAUAACUUCUACUAUAUGUAAAUAUGAUAAAGUAGAAACUACUCAGCGGUGAGUAGGAGCUGCUGUAACACAGCCUGUGUUUGUGAAUAUGUUUUAUUAUUUAACUCGGGUGAGCAGAGACGGUUUCCUGUCGAAUGUUAUAAUGUUUUCAUCUUCUGUGAAUUGUGAUUUACUGUUUCAUGCUUUUCAACAUUAAAUAAUUAACGUAC